AUGGCGGCGCCUGAGAUAAAUCUGGACGACUACAGUGUUUACAGUCACCUGUCUGAUGAGGAGCUGCUGCAGAUCGCUGUUGAGAGAAGCCUUUCUGAAAAACACCCUCCUCCAGACGUGGAUCAGAGCACAUCUUCAUCAUCAUCCUCCUCCUCAUCAUCAUCGUCGUCAGCACCCCCUGCUCCUGCUGUGCCCUUUGGAUCAACCCCAAACCUCAGACAGAGGCAUCCUGACCCCCCCAGACCCCUGAACUAUGUCCCUCUAUCCCAACCUCCACCUCCAGACCACCUCCAUCACUGUCCAAAACCCCCAACAGGCCUGUCCCAGUUCCCCUACGAAGCCCCCAGGAGACAGUUAAGUCUUCUGCAGUCCCUCAUUAUUAACGGAGACUCAGAAGCUCUGAUGGCUCUGGUUGAACAGAGGUCCAGUCACAUGGAGCCGGAUGAUGAAGGCUGGAUCGCUCUCCAUGAAGCUGCUUUUUAUGGACAGCUGCCAUGUGUCACAGUCCUCCUCAGAGCUCAUCCCGACUCGGUGAACAUAUGGACUUUGAAGAAACAGACCGCUCUGCUGCUGGCUGCUGGUCGAGGAAAUGUUUCUUGUGUAGAUUUUCUCCUGAAGAACGGAGCCGACCCAAACAUCGGCAACAAGGAUCAAGAGACGCCGCUGUUCGCAGCCUGUGAGCAACCGAAUGAAGACAUUGUAGAUCUGCUGCUGAGGUCUGGAGCUCAGGUGAAUCGCUCCAGCAUUCAGGGAGGAAGUGCUCUUCAUGAAGCCUGCAGACAUGGACAACUGAUGCUCUGCAGGAUGUUAUUGGAGGCCGGGGCAGAUAUUCAUGCCAGAGACAUCUACGGCAUCCAACCGUUUUUCAUCGCUGCACAGCACGGAUACUCCAACAUCAUCCACCUAUUCGCUAAGAAAGGUGCAGAUAUAAAUGGACAGGCAGGAGAUGGGGCCUCGCCGCUCUUUGAAGCCUGUAAGAACGGCCAUGUUUCUGCUGUGGAUGUGCUGCUGUUUCUGAAAGCUGACGCUAACACAUCCAUGAAGUCGGGCCUGCUGCCUCUCCAUGUGGCUGUUCAGAACAAUCAUUCACAAAUUGUGUUGAUGCUGAUCCCGGUGACCAGCAGGGUCAGAAUCCAGCACAGCGGCAUCAGUCCUCUGCACAUUGCCGCAGAGAACAACAGAGAUGACAUCAUGGAGCUGCUGAUCGAGUCCGGCUUCGAUGUGAACAUUAAGCUGUCGGAGGACCGCUCCAAGAUGUACGAGGAUCGCCGGAGUACGGCGGUCUACUUCUCUGUCUGCAAUGGGAACCUGGAGGCCACCGAGAUGCUGCUUGAGGCCGGAGCUGACCCCAACCUGGACGUCUUCAAACCGCUGCUCAUUGCCGUCCAGCUUGGACGGAUGGACAUGGCAACACUGCUGCUAAGGUACGGCGCCAACGUCAACACUCAGAUCUCCCCCCAGCCUUCCUGGUUCCCGGUGGCCAUCCUGCUUAGAAUGGAGUCCCUGCCCAUGCUCAAACUGCUGCUGGACAACGGCUGUGAUGCUCGGCCCUGCUUCGACUGUCCGUAUGGCCAAAAAAGACAUCCGGCAGUCAGGCCAUCACGCCGUCCCAUCGAAGAAAUGCGGGUCAGCAGAGAUGCACCGCCGCAGCGCUGCAUUCAGUUCUGUGAGGCCGUCUCCAGCUCAUCUUUCUGCCUUGCAGCUGGUCCGAUCAUCUCGAUGCUGCUGGACUACGUCGGUCACGUCCGUCUCUGUUCUCGGCUGCUGGAGGUCCUGGAGAGUCGCAGCGGCUGGGUACCGAUCAAACUGAAAGCCCUCCCUCCUCACCCUCUGAUGCAGCUCUGCAGGUUGGAGAUCCGACGUCUGGUCGGAGUCCAAAGACUCAAACUGAUCCAAACUCUGCCACUUCCUAUGAGACUCAUCCGUUUCCUGCACUAUGACAUCACGGCUGCCUCACCUGAAGUCCCUUGUUAUGAGGAGGUUGCUCCAUAA
Anoplopoma fimbria (sablefish) is the source of this 1992-nucleotide messenger RNA. Its product is annotated as ankyrin repeat and SOCS box protein 2-like. Gene Ontology annotation, molecular function: protein binding. Gene Ontology annotation, cellular component: cytoplasm. The record is from RefSeq and is a predicted model, not a curated record. Lineage: Eukaryota; Metazoa; Chordata; Actinopteri; Perciformes; Anoplopomatidae. The coding region runs from base 1 to 1992 and encodes 663 amino acids. Gene Ontology annotation, biological process: intracellular signal transduction. The transcript is spliced from 8 exons.